This is a messenger RNA of Physcomitrium patens, 2442 nucleotides long. RefSeq names its product phosphoinositide phospholipase C 5. Gene Ontology annotation, biological process: phosphatidylinositol-mediated signaling; lipid metabolic process; release of sequestered calcium ion into cytosol. The record is from RefSeq and is a predicted model, not a curated record. Lineage: Eukaryota; Viridiplantae; Streptophyta; Bryopsida; Funariales; Funariaceae. Gene Ontology annotation, molecular function: phosphatidylinositol-4,5-bisphosphate phospholipase C activity.
ACGAAUCGUGUGAUGCUGUUAUUGCAUCAUCACGUACUCGUUCAAAAGCGAUGUGGUCCUUCGACAUUCUACUGUAUUUUAGCUGAUCCGUGCAUCUGAUUUUCGUGAGUUUCUGCGCUCGGAUAAUCAUCUCGCCUCCUCGUGGGUGCAGUGGAAUUUGGUGCUCGCCGUGUGCAACAUGGUGUGGGUUUUUUUAUCAUGAGAAUCUUGACUUCGGGAGUUUAAGAGGAUGUCACGGCGUGGGAAGACGAGGCGGUGAUGCAGGUUUGGGUGGAGCUUAAGGUUGACGGAGUGUAAGGGAUCGGCUCGUCACUGGGUUUGCAAAAUGUGUUCCAUAGCAUGUUGUCGAAGUGGAACCCCGAAAGGGGAUCCGGAGCAAGACCUGGUGGGGGAGGUGUUCACAAUAUACAGCGAGAAUGAGAGAAUGAGUGCGGAGGGGUUGCUGAAAUUCUUGCAUACAGAGCAAGGGGAUGUCGACUUCACCCUUGAUGACGCCAAGCAGAUCAUGGAGCGCAUUCGCAAGGACUGGAAGAAAUCCUUCGGACUCGCCUCUAUCAACUCAGACUUGUCGAAGGAGGCUUUUCGGAAGUACUUGAUGAAUCCCGACUUGAAUGGCGUCUUACACAACGUUGUUCACCAAGACAUGACGCAGCCGAUGUCGCACUACUUCAUAUUCACGGGCCAUAACUCGUACCUGACCGGCAACCAGCUGAGCAGCGACAGCAGCGACACACCCAUCGCUGCGGCACUGCGGCGCGGCGUGCGGGUUGUGGAAUUGGACUUGUGGCCUGAUGACAAAGGCGGCAUGAAGGUCACACACGGAAACACACUUACCAAUCCGGUGUCGUUCCAAAAGUGUGUCACAGCCAUCAAGAAUAACGCCUUCUUCACCUCGGAGUACCCAGUUUGCGUUACUAUUGAGGAUCAUCUUACAAGCGAAUUACAGGGCCAUGCUGCAGAGAUUUUAGAGCAAAUUCUCGGAGACGCCCUGUAUUAUCCACCCACAACUGAUGCAUUAGUGGAGUUUCCUUCACCGGAGUCACUGAAGAGGAAGAUCAUAAUCUCCACCAAACCGCCGAAGGAGUAUCUCGAAGCAUGUUCCACGCAGAAAUUGGCCAUGGAGAACAGGAAUCUGGUGGAGGAGCUCGAGAAGGAAGACAAAUUGGAGCAGACCACAUUCGCUCCCCUUGAAGAGAACCACAUCCUGGGAGAAAAUACACCAUCGCUGCGUAAGGAAGUCGAGGUUUUAAGCCAAAAGGAAAUGUCAACACCAGCUGAGCUUAACUCUAGAAGUCCCUCUGACCUCGGGGAAGCAACAUCCACAAGGUAUAGCAAGAGCAACGAUGGCAAUGACAACCCUAAACAUUUCAAGUAUGCCCGGCUCAUCACAAUCCGGCUAGCAAAGCACGCAAAGGGGACAUCGAUGGAGCAUCGACUGCAAGUCGAUGAAUCAGUGAAACGGAUCAGUCUGUCGGAAUCGAAGCUGGAAAAAGUGGUGGAAAAGUGGCCCGAAGCUCUGGUCAAAUUCACGCAGAAGAACAUUUUACGUGUGUAUCCUGCUGCUAAUCGUGUAAACUCCUCCAACUUCUGCCCUACUCUGGCUUGGAACUACGGAGCUCAAAUGGUGGCUCAAAACAUGCAGGGCUAUGGUAAAGAGCUUUGGCAGGCAUUUGGCAAGUUCAAGGGAAAUGGGGGAUGUGGGUAUGUUUUGAAGCCACAGUAUCUGUUGGAAAACUUGCCUUCUGGUGUGCCUUUCAACCCCACAUCACCCAGAAACACAACCCUAAUUCUCAAGAUUAAAGUUAUGACUACCUUGGGAUGGGACAAGGCCUUUUCCAAACGCCAUUUUGACCUAUUCUCACCUCCAGAUUUCUUCACUAGGGUGAUUGUGGUGGGAGUGCCUGCUGACGAGGCCAAGUGGAAGACAUCUGUGGUGGACAAUUCAUGGGCACCCCAUUGGAAUGAGGACCAUGAGUUUGCCCUAAAAUGCCCUGAGCUCGCACUACUUCGCAUCGAGGUCCGAGACCAUGAUGAUGAUAGCAAAGAUGAGUUUGAAGGGCAGACAUGCCUUCCCAUCCAUGAAGUCCGGGAUGGGUAUCGGUGCAUGCAAAUGUACGACAAGAAGGGCAAUGUACUGAAAGGCGUGCUGAUGUUGUUUCAUUUUCAAAAGUGCAAAUGCACCUUUCAAGACACAGCUCCUAUAUCCUCUUAAACUCAACCCGCCCACACAUGGCCCCAUUAUCAAUUACUAAUGCUGCUUUUUAUGUUGCCAUUGUCAUAUAAUUGUUGGUUUGUGGGGGGGAAGACUGACCAGUUUAGUGUGUGCACCCAAGGUUUGAUUUAAACCUAAGUUUUAGGUCAAAGUUCAACCCUCUGAAUCACUGGCCAAAGAUGUUUUGUACAUUUUCAUUUUUUAUUUUAUUAUUUUUUUCUGAUUCUUAA